CGGCUGUCCAUCUGCCAUCCCACACCGCAAGAGUUGGUUCUGCUGCACGAAUCCCCGCGUUUGCAUGGCCUGAAGUUGCAAAACAUAUAUUUCUCCGUCCCCGCCACACUCAUGUCGCUUCCUCCCCCCGUCACCAGCCCCACGAUGCCGCCGAGCAAAGACACUGCAAAGCAUGAGUGCGUCUCCGAGGAUGCGCUCCAGCACCUGAGGACGUACAAAUACUCGAGCGUCGACAAAUCCUUCAUCUCCCGCUACAUCCUCAAGCACUACUGGAAUGGCUUCGUGGAGCUGCUUCCUAUGUGGAUUGCGCCCAACUUGGUCACGUUGCUAGGCUUCUUCUUCAUUCUUGGGAAUGUCGCGUUACUAGAAAUUUACGUGCCGGAUCUUGUCGGACCGGCGCCGUCAUGGGUGUACUACAGUUUCGCAUUCGGCAUGUGGAUGUACUCCACCAUGGACAACGUCGAUGGCAAGCAAGCGCGCCGUACCGGAACCUCGAGUCCUCUAGGGGAGCUCUUCGACCAUGGAAUCGACUCUCUGAAUUGCACACUUGCCAGUCUUCUGGAGACAGCAGCUGUUGGCUACGGCUCGACUAAGAUUGGCGCUUUCACUGCUCUCGUGCCCGUGCUGCCUAUGUUCCUUUCCACCUGGGAGACCUACCACACACAUACGCUGUACCUUGGAUACUUCAACGGUCCCACAGAGGGACUGAUCCUUGCGUGUACCUUCAUCUGCAUGUCCGGCUACUUCGGUCCUGAGAUCUGGUCGACCCCUCUGGCGCACUACUUCCCCUCGUACAAGGCUGAGAUCGGCAACGUCACACUCAAGGAGCUCUGGGUUCCCAUCAUUCUGUUCACGUUCUUCGUUGCCCACGUACCGGCCUGUUUGGUGAACGUUGCAAAGGCACGUCGAUCCAGGAACCAGCCUUUCCUCCCCACCAUCUUCGAGUGGACUCCUCUGGUCAUCUUCACUGUAUGCACCAUGGCUUGGCUUGGAUCCCCGUACUCGCACCUGCUAGACGACAACCACCUGGUAUUGUACUGUCUGACCAUGUCCUUGGUCUUUGGGCGCAUGACGACCAAGAUCAUCUUGGCCCAUCUCACCCACCAACCGUUCCCAUACUGGACAAUCAUGCUCGCACCCAUGGUUGGCGGUGCUCUCCUCGUCAACCACCCAUACUUCACCAUCCCUGGGACCACUUUCGGACCCCUAUCUGCGAAGACUGAGCUGUGGUACCUCCGCGCAUACUUUGUCUUCGCAGCAGUCGUGUAUGGCCGCUGGGCUCAUCUUGUCAUUACAAGCAUUUGCGACUUUCUCGGCAUCAACUGCUUGACUAUUCCCAAGCAGACAAGAGAGAAGAACGCCAAAUCCAAUGGCGUCGCUAAUGGCACUUUCCCUGAGAAGGGCCGUACAGACUAGAUGCCGAACACAAGCCUCUGGAACACAGGCGCUCACUGCAUCUUUCAGGCAACGAAUAGACACGACGGAGCAACCCACCAUUUCGAGCAUGCAUGCCUCGGCGCACUCUGGGUUAAUGAUAGACUUUUACACCACACACCACUUCGAUACAGCUUCGGCUCAUAAUGAUCCUUGCAUUCCUGGAUACAUACUAUUUAUACAUAAUAUUUGGAGGAGAGACGCAAGCCUUUUAACGCCCGCGUUGAAGCCUGACGCUGGCUGUAAUGUUGCAUAGCAUGGAAGAGGGACUGGUACAUCGGUAGUAUGAUUACAGUGCAUGUCGCGAUGGCGGCAUUUGGAAGAUGUGCGUGGAGCACAGCCUACGGGAAAGUCAUAUCUUUAAUACUUGCAGGGCGCAGCGCCCCGCAUCCACCAAUGAGACGCUAGGUCCUGCACGAUCACGCUUCGUCGGUCCCAACUUCC
Molecule: messenger RNA, 1878 nt
Organism: Didymella exigua CBS 183.55
Lineage: Eukaryota; Fungi; Ascomycota; Dothideomycetes; Pleosporales; Didymellaceae
Product: ethanolaminephosphotransferase 1
Exons: 6
Coding region: 112-1416 (434 amino acids)
Biological process (GO): phospholipid biosynthetic process
Cellular component (GO): membrane
Molecular function (GO): phosphotransferase activity, for other substituted phosphate groups
Source: RefSeq, a predicted model, not a curated record